AUGGGGACGGAUACAAAAACCCGAACGAGGAUAUGCUCCUGUUUUGCUUUUUAUGUGGUUCUCGUGCUUUUCCUCGGAAAACGGGCUUUUGCUCAGAUCAGGUACUCUGUUCCGGAGGAGGUUAAAGACGGAACGGUUGUUGGAAACGUUGCGAAGGAUCUCGGCCUGGACAUCACUUCUUUGAUUGAGCGACGGUUCCGUGUUGUGUCUGGAAAUAAAGACGCUAUUUUUGAAGUAAACCAGAAUAACGGGGCAUUGUACGUGCAUAACCAUAUUGACAGAGAAGAGCUCUGUCAUGGCAGCGGUGCCUGCCUAAUGGAGCUGAAAAUCCUUAUUGAAAACCCCUUGGAAAUGCACCAUGUAGUUGUAGAAAUAACUGAUGUAAAUGAUCACUCCCCCAGUUUCCCUGAGGAUGAACAGACGUUUGAAAUAGCAGAACAGACGUUGCCGGGAAGGCGAUUUCAGCUGCACACUGCUCGUGACCCUGAUGCUGGAAUGAACUCUAUUCGUACAUACACGUUAACGUCAAACGAUCACUUUGAAGUAAAUAUCCGUCAAAGCGAUGCGGAUAAAAUACCAUUUUUAGUGCUUAAGAAGUCGUUAGACAGAGAAAGCAAGAACAAACACACGCUAAUGGUUACAGCAGUUGAUGGAGGUAAACCCCCAAGAUCAGGAACACUAAAUGUUUCUAUUGUAGUUCUAGAUAUUAAUGACAAUCGUCCGAUAUUUAGUCAGGAGAUUUACCAACUUGAAAUACAAGAAAACGUUCCACUCGGCACUUCAAUAUUUAGAAUGAAUGCGACUGAUUCCGAUGAAGGCACCAAUGGAGAAAUUGAAUACAGCCUUGGAAAAACCUUAAGGCGUAAAGUCUAUGACAUUUUCGAAUUGGACAAAUUAACUGGCGAGAUCAGAGUGAAAGGAAUAGUGGACUAUGAAGAAAACGACAUAUACGAACUGGACGUUGAGGCAUCUGAUAAAGGGCAACCUCCAUUGACAGGUGAGUGUAGGGUCAUUAUAAAAAUAAUAGAUGUCAACGACAAUCCACCGGAAAUAGAAGUCACAUCACUGUCAAAUACAGUGUCUGAAGACUCAAAGCCUGGUACAGUUAUUUCCCUACUUAGUGUGACGGAUAAAGACUCAGAUGUUAAUGGAAAAAUUAUUUCACAUAUAACAAAUGACGUACCUUUUGAAUUAAAACCCUCCUAUAGGGAAAACAUAUAUUCAGUUGUCACAAAUGGAUUUUUGGAUCGAGAGAAGGUGUCACAUUAUGAAAUAACAAUAAAAGCCACCGACUGUGGUGAACCCCCCUUGUCCACUUUGAAAACUCUUACCAUUCAGAUAUCAGAUGUAAAUGACAACAGUCCACAAUUCCCCCAAAACCCAUUACAGUUUUACCUGUCAGAAAAUAACGUUGCUGGGAAGUCGAUACUCUCUGUAAGCGCAACGGACAGUGAUCUGAAUGACAAUGCAGCUGUUUCCUAUCAUAUUAUGAGAGAAGGGAAUCAAAAUGACAUUAUGUCUUUCCUGAAUGUGAAUCCGGAUAACGGACACAUCACCGCGCUAAAAAGUUUUGACUUUGAGACGCUGAAAACUUUCCACUUCCACGUGGUCGCGUCAGACUCGGGAACUCCGUCACUCAGCAGCAACGUCACAGUGCACGUGUUCAUUCUGGAUCAGAACGACAACGCUCCAGUCAUCCUGUAUCCAGUCAGCUCGAACGGUUCUGCUGAAGGUGUGGAGGAGAUUCCCCGCAACGUGAACGCAGGACACUUGGUGACUAAAGUCAGAGCCUACGACGCCGAUAUAGGAUAUAACGGCUGGUUACUGUUUUCACUGCAGGAAGUUACCGACCACAGUCUCUUUGGUCUGGACCGCUACACGGGACAGAUCAGGACACUUCGCUCAUUCACAGAGACAGACGAGGCUGAGCAUAGACUGGUCAUACUGGUGAAAGACAAUGGGAACGUUUCACUCUCAGCAACGGCUACUGUGAUGGUCAAACUUGUGGAGCCCAAAGAGGCUUUUGCAGCUUCUGAUGUUAAAAGUUCGGCAAAAGCAGAUGAGGAGAAUAAUGUGACUUUUUACUUGAUGAUAACUUUGGGCUCAGUUUCGGCUCUUUUUCUCAUCAGCAUCAUUGUGCUGAUUGCGAUGCAGUGCUCCAAACCCACAGACUGUACUUCCAAAUAUCUGCAAGAGACGAAUUAUGACGGGACUCUGUGUCACAGCAUCCAGUACAGAUCUGGAGACAAACGGUACAUGUUAGUUGGACCCAGGAUGAGUAUAGGAUCUACUAUAGUCCCAGGAAGCCAUGCCAAUACUCUAGUGCUUCCUGACAGGAGAGGAGCAUCUGGAGAGGUAAGAGCUUUAAGAACAAAUUUUUACUCAAUGUGGUUACGUUUCAUGUGUCUAAAGCAAUUUCCACUGAGGACAAGUGGUCGUUACAUAGAGGUGUAA
Xiphias gladius (swordfish) is the source of this 2454-nucleotide messenger RNA. Its product is annotated as protocadherin beta-15-like. Gene Ontology annotation, biological process: homophilic cell-cell adhesion. Gene Ontology annotation, molecular function: calcium ion binding. The record is from RefSeq and is a predicted model, not a curated record. Gene Ontology annotation, cellular component: plasma membrane. The transcript is spliced from 2 exons. Bases 1 to 2454 code for a protein of 817 amino acids. NCBI's taxonomy places the organism in Eukaryota, Metazoa, Chordata, Actinopteri, Istiophoriformes, Xiphiidae.